UCCAGAAGACCCGACACCAGAGGAAUGGCCAUGCACUCCAUAAAUCCAUACCCAUCCAUCCAAUGCGACCCAUAGAAACAAACUUUAGACCCCUGGGGGAAGUCAUGGUUGUGGAAGAACGAAACGGAGGUGGGUUCUUUAAAUGGUGGUUUUCCCCUUAGAAAUGGAUUCCUUGGGGGAGGAAUAGGAUUUUUCUAGUUGCUGAUAAGAGCGAAUGAAGGCGUUCUUGGGUGUUUGUCGGAAUUCUUCUCGGUCUUCUCCUUUUGGGACGAAUGGUAGCGUCCGCUUCGAUCGCUUGGUCACCAAUCCAUCUCAAUCCCCGCCUAAUCCUGUAGUUCGAGGUAAGGGUUGGUGAAGAUGGACUGAAUGCACGAAUAACUGAAUAUCUACCUCAAGGUUAGAUGGAUUGCCUUUCAGAUUCUCUGGGUUAACCAAUCCUUUCCCUCAAUGUUUUGGUGGUUGGGGCAAUACGAGCAUCAUAUAGGUUUCUAACAUUUGAGUGAUGGCAACCAAGUCUUAUAAGUACCAGGCGCAGGAACUGGUUAGAAAAUACGUGCUGGCAGAUCCAGUUGUCCCAUACACCUCUGUGCUUGGGGGCAUUUUCAUGUGCAAGAUGGCAUAUGAUCUUACUCGGUUAAUCAGUCCAUUUUACUAUAAGGGUUAUGCUUCUCUUACAAAGAUCCAACGGAUUGAGUGGAACAAUCGGGGUAUGUCUAGCACACAUGCCAUUUUUAUCACGAUAAUGUCGGUGUACUUAGUGUUCUUCUCAGAUCUAUUUUCUGAUCACCUUGAGGGCCUAGUUACAUUUCGAAGAUCAAAUCUCUCCACUGUUACAUUGGGGGUUUCUGUUGGGUAUUUCAUCACUGACCUUGCGAUGAUAUUUUGGCUAUAUCCUUCUCUUGGUGGAAAGGAAUAUGUUCUCCAUCAUUUGCUUUCUGUAAGUGCAUUAGCUUAUGCCAUGUUGUCUGGCGAAGGGCAGCUAUACACAUAUAUGGUCCUCAUCUCUGAGACAACCACUCCAGGGAUUAAUGUGCGAUGGUUUCUUGACACUGCAGGAAUGAAAAGGUCCAGUGCUUAUCUUGUUAAUGGCAUUAUGAUGUUCUUUGCAUGGUUGGUGGCAAGAAUAUGCUUGUUCAUCUACUUGUUUCACCACAUUUAUCUGCACUACGAUCAGAUCAAGCAGAUGCAUACCUUUGGUUACCUCCUGACUUUUUUGGUGCCCUCAGCACUGUUUGUCAUGAACAUGAUGUGGUUUGCAAAGAUUCUAAGAGGCCUCAGGAAAACAUUGUCCAAGCGACAGUGAAUGGUGAACUCCAAAGUUUUCUCGAGCUGCCAUCAUUAUCAUCAUCAUCGUCAUCAUCUGUAUUUUGGUGCAUCCUUUCAGCUUUCCUGUAUGAAGUCAUGGAUAAAUUAGGUGAGGGAUAAAAGAAAAGAAGCUUACCGGCGGCAGAAUUUCAGGGUUAGAGAGGGUAUAUCAUUCUCAUUUACAGUUUCAUUAUUGUAUAUGAAUAUGAUGCGUUACUUUCUAGCUACUGAUGUUCUGCUAUUUGAUAUAUCUUUUAGCCUGCAUUUCAUCUCUUUUGUGGUGCAUAUCUCUCUGCCCCUGCAUGGAGAUGAUGCCUGGGUUUUUGACCUUGGAUAUCCAAAGAUACAUGCCAUUAAAAAUCAUCCAUGAUCUUUCCUGUUGUAUUUGUUGAUAAUGAAAUGCAUUGUUGUUUUCCAUAUGAUA
Messenger RNA from Phoenix dactylifera (date palm), 1729 nucleotides. RefSeq lists its product as uncharacterized. Gene Ontology annotation, biological process: lipid homeostasis. The record is from RefSeq and is a predicted model, not a curated record. NCBI's taxonomy places the organism in Eukaryota, Viridiplantae, Streptophyta, Magnoliopsida, Arecales, Arecaceae. Gene Ontology annotation, cellular component: membrane; endoplasmic reticulum.